CGAGUAUUUGACUAGCGAGUGGCGACGCGGCAGACGGCGACAACCUCCGGCGAGGUGACGACCGGCAGUGACAGCUUGGAAUCAAACUAAUAAUGAAUAAGGGAGGGCUCGGAGGUGGCGGAGCAGGCGGCCCCACUGCUGCGGCGGCGGCUGCGGCGGCGCAGAAGCAGAAGACUUUGUUGCAGAGAGUCGACAACGAUAUUGGGAGCAUUGUUGACAAUUUCAGCUUCAUUGUUAAUGUUGCACGGGUGAAUGAUCCACCGGUUAGAAAUUCCCAAGAAGCUUUUAUGAUGGAGGUGCGAGCAUCCAGAAUGGUUCAGACAGCUGACUCACUGCUAAAGUUGGUGUCGGAGUUGAAGCAAACUGCCAUCUUUUCUGGAUUUGCAUCGCUAAAUGAUCACGUAGAGCAAAGAACUGAGGAAUUUAACCAACUGGCCGAGAAAACAGACCGCAUGUUAGCUAGAAUCGGAGAGGAGGCGGCUUCUAGCCUUAAAGAACUUGAAUCGCAUUAUUACUCUUCUGCCCAGAGAAACAAUCUGCUCUCUGAAAACCAUGAACCAGAAACCUGAAAUACAAAUCCUAGACUAUUACUGAGAAAGUUAGCCUUUGAAUAUAUUUCAUUUAGAUAUAUGACUACUUUCUUCAUAUCCCUUGAACUAUCAUAUGUAGUAGCUAUAUUGUAAUUAUUGAACUAUCAUAUGUAGUAGCUAUAUUGUAAUUAUAAUCUUUUGUAAGCUGAAUCCCUUUUUCUUAUUGGACUAUGUACUUCCAAAUUUGAUUUCUUUUGCA
Molecule: messenger RNA, 789 nt
Organism: Ipomoea nil (Japanese morning glory)
Lineage: Eukaryota; Viridiplantae; Streptophyta; Magnoliopsida; Solanales; Convolvulaceae
Product: mediator of RNA polymerase II transcription subunit 22a-like
Exons: 4
Coding region: 93-569 (158 amino acids)
Biological process (GO): regulation of transcription by RNA polymerase II
Cellular component (GO): mediator complex
Molecular function (GO): transcription coregulator activity
Source: RefSeq, a predicted model, not a curated record